AUGUACGUGAGCUCUCUCUUGGAUAAGGAAACCAGCAUGUAUCCAGGAUCUGCAAGGGGUAACCACAGCCUGCCUGUGCAAAACUUUGUGUCCACUCCGUCCUAUCCAGAUUACAUGGGAUAUCAUCAUGUGCCGGCUCUGGACAACCAUGGCCAGCCUGCAGGGCCCUGGGCACCUCACUACGGCCCGCAGAGGGAUGACUGGACCACUUAUGGCCCGGGACCCUCCAGCACCGCCGCUGCUGCGCAGAUCAACGGCUCCUCUCCUGGGCAGGUCUCCUACAGCUCUGCUGAUUACAGCUCCCUGCAUCCCGCUGCAGCUGGGGGGUUACCUCCCGCAGACGCACCUAAUGCCCAGCAAAUCUCUCCCACCAGCCAACGGCACAGCUCUUACGAAUGGAUGCGGAAAACGGUGCAAGUUAACACCACAGGUAAAACGAGAACAAAAGAAAAAUAUCGAGUUGUUUACACAGACCACCAGAGACUAGAAUUAGAGAAGGAAUUUCACUGCAACAGAUAUAUUACAAUAAGGAGAAAGUCAGAACUUGCAGCAAACCUGGGACUAUCUGAAAGACAGGUAAAAAUUUGGUUCCAGAAUCGCCGAGCCAAAGAGAGAAAAAUGAUCAAGAAGAAAAUCUCUCAGUUUGAUGGCAGUAGCGGCUCAGUUCAGAGCGACUCUGGUUCACUCAGUCCAAAUGAAAUAUCUAGUUCUCUGUUCCCACCACCACAUGGAAUAAACGGAUUACAGCCUGUUGAUGUUCAUCAAGUCACACUUUCAGAAUGAACAGAAAGGAAAAAAAAAAAAAAAAAGA
Tinamus guttatus (white-throated tinamou) is the source of this 811-nucleotide messenger RNA. It is a transcript of the gene CDX4, whose product is annotated as caudal type homeobox 4. The record is from RefSeq and is a predicted model, not a curated record. Gene Ontology annotation, biological process: anterior/posterior axis specification; animal organ morphogenesis; cell differentiation. Gene Ontology annotation, molecular function: RNA polymerase II transcription regulatory region sequence-specific DNA binding; DNA-binding transcription factor activity, RNA polymerase II-specific. NCBI's taxonomy places the organism in Eukaryota, Metazoa, Chordata, Aves, Tinamiformes, Tinamidae. Gene Ontology annotation, cellular component: nucleus.